Messenger RNA from Cygnus atratus (black swan), 2620 nucleotides. It is a transcript of the gene FBXO42, whose product is annotated as F-box protein 42. Gene Ontology annotation, molecular function: protein binding. Bases 263 to 2485 code for a protein of 740 amino acids. Lineage: Eukaryota; Metazoa; Chordata; Aves; Anseriformes; Anatidae. The transcript is spliced from 10 exons. The record is from RefSeq and is a predicted model, not a curated record.
AGCACAGCUUCCACGAUUGUGUUUGGAUAGCGAGCUUUUUGUGGCAUGUGAAAAUGAGCAUUCCCUUAUGAGUAACGUGCUGUGACUCAGUACGAUUGCACGGCUGCUUGUUUUCAUUCAAGAACUUUCCCUUAGAGGAUUUUUUUUUCCUAAAAUCUGUUGACUUCAUAGAAGAGGAAAAAAAAAAAGUCAAAAACUCUGCGGGUUCAGGCGCUUCUUCGACAGCUGAGGCAGUUCUGCAGGGAAGAGGAGGUAGCUCGGGAUGGGAACCGCCGAUGCCACCCACGCCUGUGAGCUGGGGUCCUUGGGACCCGGAAAGGUGCCUGCAGCUGUGAAGUGGAAUGCCAUGGCCAGCUCCUCGGACAGUGAAGAUGACAGUUUCAUGGCCGUGGAUCCCGAAGAAGCUGUGGUCGAAGGGACGAUGGAGCAAGAUGACGAGCCCCAUGCUGAGCUGGAGGUGGAGGAGACCAGGCAUAACAGAUCGAUGUUGGAGCUCCCCGAAGAGGUUUUGGAAUAUAUCCUGUCCUUCCUUUCACCGUAUCAGGAGCACAAAACUGCUGCCCUUGUCUGCAAACAGUGGUAUCGACUAAUCAAAGGUGUGGCCCAUCAGUGUUAUCACGGCUUUAUCAAAGCGGUGCAAGAAGGAAACAUUCAGUGGGAGAGUCGCACUUACCCCUACCCAGGAACCCCCAUCACUCAACGCUUCUCGCACAGCGCGUGUUACUAUGACGCCAACCAGUCGAUGUACGUGUUCGGAGGCUGCACGCAGAGCAGCUGCAACGCUGCCUUCAACGACCUCUGGAGACUCGACCUCAACAGCAAGGAGUGGAUCCGGCCCCUGGCAUCAGGUUCGUACCCCUCUCCCAAGGCUGGCGCCACGCUGGUGGUCUACAAGGACCUGCUCGUGCUGUUCGGUGGGUGGACGCGGCCAAGCCCUUACCCUCUGCACCAGCCGGAGAGGUUCUUCGAUGAAAUCCACACGUACUCGCCCUCCAAAAACUGGUGGAACUGCAUCGUGACCACCCAUGGCCCCCCUCCCAUGGCAGGACACUCCUCCUGUGUCAUCGAAGACAAAAUGAUCGUCUUCGGAGGCUCGCUGGGAUCUCGGCAAAUGAGCAACGACGUCUGGGUGCUGGAUCUCGAGCAGUGGGCUUGGUCCAAGCCAAACAUCUCUGGGCCCAGCCCUCACCCGCGAGGUGGCCAGUCUCAGAUCGUAAUCGACGACGAAACCAUUUUAAUUCUUGGUGGCUGUGGUGGUCCCAACGCACUGUUCAAAGACGCCUGGCUGCUGCACAUGCACGCGAACCCCUGGACGUGGCAGCCGCUCAAGGUGGAGAACGAAGACCACGGAGCCCCGGAGCUGUGGUGCCAUCCUGCCUGCCGGGUGGGACAGUGCGUCGUGGUCUUCAGCCAGGCUCCCAGCGGGAGAGCCCCGCUCAGCCCCAGCUUGAACUCUCGCCCCUCUCCCAUCAGCGCCACGCCGCCCGCCCUGGUGCCCGAAACGCGGGAGUACCGCUCCCAGUCUCCCGUCAGGAACACGGACGAGGCUCCCUGCGUGAACGGCCGCUGGGGCACCCUGCGGCCCAGAGCGCAGCGGCAGACGCCCUCGGGAUCGCGGGAGGGCAGCCUCUCCCCGGCCAGAGGCGACAGCUCGCCCGUGCUCAACGGGGGGAGCUUAUCGCCCGGAGCCGCUGCGGCCGGCGGCGCCUCCUUGGACAGCCCCGUGCAGGUCGUGUCGCCCAGCACGCCCGGAGCCGCUGAAGGCUGUGAGCUGAAAGCCGGGCUCGCCCUGGCGCCAAGGCGGGGCUCGCUGCCGGAGCAGAGAGACCUGCGCUUGGGGUCCAUCGACCUGAGCUGGGAGCAGAAACCGGCUUCCGUCGUCUGCCAGACGGACGGUGCGGACGGCAGGACGCUCGGCGCCAGCGCGAGGAACCCCCCCGAGCAGACCAACGGCAUCCACACGCCGCCCCACGUCACCGGCUCCCUGCCGGGGGCUGUCUCGCCCGGCGCGCUCCGCAGGAGCCUGGAGGCCGUCAAAGCCCUGUCCUCCAAAGGCGCCUCGGCUUCUGCCGCCCUGAGCCCCCCCCUCGUGGCUUCGCCGGGGUCCCCAGGCAGCCAGGGCGCGGGUGCCGAGGCGCGGCCGGGCCCUAUGCAAGGCGAGGGCCAUUCCCUGCCGCCCAUCGCCCGCCGCCUGGGCCACCAUCCUCCGCAGUCCCUCAACGUGGGGAAGCCCUUGUACCAGAGCAUGAACUGCAAGCCCAUGCAGAUGUACGUGCUGGACAUUAAAGAUACCAAGGAGAAGGGACGGGUCAAAUGGAAAGUGUUCAGUAGCAGCUCCGUGGUGGGGCCGCCCGAGACCAGCCUGCACACGGUGGUGCAGGGCAGAGGGGAGCUGAUCAUAUUCGGCGGCCUCAUGGACAAGAAACAGAACGUGAAGUACUAUCCCAAAACAAAUGCCUUGUACUUUGUGCGAGCAAAGAGAUAAUGUGGCCCAAGCUGUGCACCACCACCACCUCCCCUCCCUCCCCGGGGCUCUCCCUCUCCUUUCAAAGUCUGUCGCGCAGGCAUUCAAACUGUGAAUUAGGGCACAACAAACCAAUAAAGUCCAAGCAAACCUCCA